AGGGACCAAAACCGCCAUCAACGAGCCUCUUAUCGAACCUUGCUUUCCCAGCUUUCGAUCAAUCACUAGCCAGCAGCCGGGUGAUAUAACCCGGUCGACCAAGAACGAAACAAGCAAAGCGAUAAUGGCCGACACAGCAGCCGGCCCGACGCGGCCACAGCGCCGCUCCUCGCCGCUCAAGAACGGCUACCUGAUCCUCUACAACUUCGUCUCCGCCGUCGCCUGGGCCACCGUCCUCGGCCGCACCGUCGCCCUCUUCGCCCUGCGCGGCCCGCACUUUGUGCACCUCGGCGUCGGCGACUGGACGCGCUGGACACAGACCAUGGCCGCCAUGGAGAUCCUCCACGCGCUUCUCGGCGUCGUCCGCGCCCCCGUCUUCACGACCGUCAUGCAGGUCCUCAGCCGCUUCGUCCUCGUCUGGGGCGUCGUCUACCCCUUCCCCUCGCUCGCACGCAGCACCUGGUACUCGUCGAUGCUGCUCGCCUGGAGCAUCACCGAGGUCAUCCGCUACUCGUACUUCGCCCUCAACCUCAGCGGCUUCCAGCCCAAGCCCCUUACCUGGCUGCGCUACAACACCUUCUUUGUGCUGUACCCCAUCGGCAUCACGAGCGAGUGCGUGCUCAUCUACUACGCCGCCGAGCCCGCCAAGCAGUUCGGCGAGAUUUUCCCCUACGUCUCGUACGCCAUCCUGGCCAUUUACGUUCCUGGCUCGUACAUUCUGUACACCUACAUGAUGAAGCAGAGGAGCAAGGUCAUGCGCAACUUGAAGGCCGAGGAGGCGGGCCGCUCAAAGACUCAGUGAACCGUUCAAUGAGGGAAGUAAAGAGGAGCAGAUCCAAAAAAGGACCAGUUGGGUAUUCCGGGGCUAUACUAGGAAUGGGUAUGGAUAUAGACAAAAAAAAAAAAAAAGAGAGAAAUGUUUUAUCUAGGACGCAUGCCAUCGUUCCUCAGUGGUGGCAACUGUCCAUCCGUUAUGGUUAGGGAGAGAAUAGC
Colletotrichum navitas is the source of this 993-nucleotide messenger RNA. RefSeq names its product tyrosine phosphatase-like protein. The record is from RefSeq and is a predicted model, not a curated record. Gene Ontology annotation, cellular component: endoplasmic reticulum membrane. Lineage: Eukaryota; Fungi; Ascomycota; Sordariomycetes; Glomerellales; Glomerellaceae. Bases 125 to 802 code for a protein of 225 amino acids. Gene Ontology annotation, molecular function: 3-hydroxyacyl-CoA dehydratase activity. Gene Ontology annotation, biological process: very long-chain fatty acid biosynthetic process; fatty acid elongation; sphingolipid biosynthetic process. The transcript is spliced from 3 exons.